AUGCAGGCACCGCUAAGCUUUCUGAUGAGAAUUUUCUCUUUCUCCAUCAACACGGGCUGUGUUUCAACAACAAUCUCGAUGAGGACUGGCACCAGUUUUGGAGGACAACGUAGGAACCGGACCGCAUUCAACAUUCUGCCUUUGUCGAAUGGACGACGGAUGAUGAGAGGUGGGCAGUGGUGGGAGUCAGCACGUUUCAGAUGGUUUACGUAUGAUGAUGGUGGUGUAGGAAGAAUCAGCGCGUUGGCUGUUCGACUGACAAUCAGAAGUUCGGAUGAAAUCAUGUGUGCCGACCAGAUGAUGGUGGCAUUCAACAUUCUGCCUUUGUCGAAUGGACGAAAGUAA
This is a messenger RNA of Helobdella robusta, 345 nucleotides long. RefSeq lists its product as hypothetical. Bases 1 to 345 code for a protein of 114 amino acids. Lineage: Eukaryota; Metazoa; Annelida; Clitellata; Rhynchobdellida; Glossiphoniidae. The record is from RefSeq and is a predicted model, not a curated record. The transcript is spliced from 3 exons.